GCGGGGCGGGCGGAGGCGGCGAGGGCUGCGGGGACCCGGGCCCGGAGGAUGCGGAGCCCCUGCCUCGGCCCAGCCGGAGCAGAUGAUGGCGAUUCGGGAGCUCAAAGUGUGUCUUCUCGGGGAUACCGGGGUGGGGAAAUCCAGCAUCGUGUGCCGAUUCGUCCAGGAUCACUUUGACCACAAUAUCAGCCCUACUAUUGGGGCAUCCUUCAUGACCAAAACAGUGCCUUGUGGGAAUGAACUUCAUAAAUUCCUCAUCUGGGACACUGCGGGUCAGGAACGGUUUCAUUCUUUGGCUCCCAUGUACUAUCGAGGCUCCGCGGCAGCUGUCAUAGUGUAUGACAUUACCAAACAGGAUUCAUUUCAUACCCUAAAGAAAUGGGUUAAAGAGCUGAAAGAACAUGGCCCAGAAAACAUCGUGAUGGCUAUUGCUGGGAACAAGUGUGACCUCUCAGAUAUUAGGGAGGUUCCCUUGAAGGAUGCUAAGGAAUAUGCUGAAUCCAUAGGUGCCAUCGUGGUUGAAACAAGUGCAAAAAAUGCCAUUAAUAUUGAAGAACUCUUCCAAGGAAUCAGUCGCCAGAUCCCACCCUUGGGCCCCCAUGAAAAUGGAAACAACGGAGCGAUCAAAAUCGUGAAGCCAACCUCGUCCAACGGCCGGCGGUGCUGUUGACGCGGAGGCCACCACGGCCGUCCCCGAGCAUCCAAAGCCCAGGCCCACUUGCUGCCUGCAGGCCCCCUCCUCGGAGGCCUGGCACCUUCCUUGGAGAAAGUGAGCCUGCUGGCUGUGCACGGUGGAAGACCUGCUGGGAACAGGGAAGAAAAUGUCCCUGGAAGAGGAUUUUCUAAAACUCCCGAUUGAAGCCCACCACACCACCGCCAAGCGGCCUUUAGCGUGUGAAACACACAAGGGGACGGAUGUUAGGUAAUGCGUAGAUGCUUGAGUUUUUUGUUACAAAACCUCAAAGAAUUCUUGAAUUUGUACAAAAGUCUUGCUGACUUAGUGUGGGGUGGGGUUCCAGUGUCCCAUUUCCUGUGUCACCUGGCCAAAUUUCAGUCACAUCUUCAACUCCAGUGCCUUUGUCACCUAACCAGCCUUCGCUGAACCACACAUUUAAUUUAGAAGAAUUUAAUCUAGCUGGCUUUGGAAUGAAGCCUUUACUUAACAUUGUCUGAAGGAAAUCCGAGAAGUGUAAUUAGACCAUCACUCAAGCUCAAGACAAGCUCUUACGAAAGAGGAGAAAGACGUGUUAGAAACUGUUGUCCACAGCUCUGACUUUUUUUUUUUUUCCACAGCUCUGACUUUUAAUUGAUCAACAUUUUUCUUUCUUUGGGUCACAUACAAACCAACCAAAUGUGACUAAAAUAUUGCAUACAAUUUUGGGGUUGGGAGGCCUGGUUUGAAAGAGUCAUUUAAGUAGUUACUAUCUAAGCAGUGACUGAUGUUGAAUACAAAUAUUAUUUAGGAGUCUGCCUGGCAUGUGGCACUCCACAGUAAUAUUUCUUAAGAGAAUAUGUUCUGGUGUCUUAUGUAGGGGGAGAAAUCACCUGGAGGAUAUUUGAGUCUAAGUCGAAGGACAAACGUCUAAUAGCAAUUGAUUAUAGAUUACAGGAAGGGCAGCCAGAGGAAGUAUCUUAAGAUUUGAGACACCACCUGCCCCCCCCCCCCCAAAAAAAAAAGACAAAAUCAGAGAAAGCAUUUUCAAAGUUGCCAGGCUUGGGGAGGUGGGUAAACCUCGGGCAAACACAAGGUACUGCCCUGGAACUAAACUGCAAAUAGGUUUCCAUGAAAACCUUCCUCUUCAGAUUCCUUGUCUGCUCAGUUAAUAAAAAGUGGCUGAAAGUAAACAAAAGGGAGAAAAGAGAUGGGACAGAAGACAAGCUGUUUCCAACCCCAGUUCAAAACCAACCACCAUUGUAACUUCCAUAAAGACUUGGUAUCAUGAAGCAGGUGAUUUCCGAUCAGGCUUAUAUUGGGAGGUGAUUUUUAGGGACAGGGUGUUUUACAGGAAAACUGUAAAAAAAAAGGGGGGGCUCGGAAAUGGUUAGUCAAGGAGCAGGUAGCCAGGUAGCCUGGGUGCAAGCAUUUAUUGAAAACCUACAGCAGAAACGGUAGGAAUGAGAGCGUGAACUGGCUAAAGACCUCAAACCCUUAGUGGCUCAGUGGGCUGGUGCUUUCGAGUCCCAUCACAGCUGUGCCCACCAUCCUCUUGACAGGCUAGAGACCCCAAAGCAUCAACAGAAGGAAGAGUCCUUGAGGGUCUGAGUUUACAGGUGCCACUUUCUUGUUACUAUGACUUCAUGUUGACUGCAGUCAAGGAGGCAGGGCUGGGUGAAAUCACAGAUUUGUUUUGCACCUCAAGAAUGUGCCUUCCAUUUGAUGUCCUUACUACUUUUCCCAACUUGCGAGAAUCGAUUGACCAUCUUAGAAUGGGAAUGCUGGAAAACACUUAUGUUUGAUUUUUGGUUCGAGAGAGAGAGAGGGCCUCUGAGUUUUCCCCGACAGUUAGCUCAGGAACUAUUGGCAAGAGGGACUUGGCCAUCUAGAUGGGUCCACUAUAGGGAAUUUUAGGGUUUUCUCCACACUGUCAGCAUUGCUUGCCAACACGAUUCUGCUUGUAGACCAAGCAGGAAUCAUGCUUCUUUCCAAAGGUAAAAGGAAAAUCUAAGUCGAACGUUGAGGUGACCUCUUUCCAGAUGAUGUGCAGGCUCGUCUCUGAACCUUUCAUCGUCCAGCUCUCCCUGAGACAUUAGGGUUAUUUCCAGACAGUCUUUGGGUUGUCUCACGAAGAUGGUGCACCCACCCAGCAGAGACAUAACGGCUUCUGGCUGGGUUUGCAGGGGUGGACCUCUUGCAUGAAAUGUCUAGUCUUAACCACAUGACACUGGCCACCUACCAAGGAGCCCAUGGCUUCAUUCCAGAAGCACACAAGGGUGUGAAACCACUCCGUUACCUCUCUGUACUGCCUUAACAAUUCAGACCAAUCAGAGGAUAUAUUUACAUCAAUGCUGCAAUGAGAAUAGACAGCCACUGGGCACACGGCAUUAAUACACACAUGGAAUCUUCUCUGAGCAGGGAUGCUUGGGCCUCAUCCAUCAGUGAGACUUUCCCCCCUCCCUUUAUUUUAGCUUGGGAUUACUUUCUGGCUGCUCUAAUAAUUGAACUAUAACCACGUAACAUUAUGUGAAGACCUUGAAAUUACUGUAGCUCCAAGUGUAGUUUCACGGGACGUAGCAUCCUUCACAUCCUUUCCCAAAACUCGCUACCUUUCCCCAGUUUUCAUUUCUCUCCUGUGUGGUAUGUGUAUAUGUAUGUAAAUAUGAUUUAUAUCUGCCACACUGACAUGUAAUCCCUUUCGCCGGCUGAGUUUGGCUCGUGGCUCUCUGUUACAUGACACUGGCAUGGCUUCUCGUAGGGAUUGUCUCCCAGUUUGGAGCUCUCAGGAGUCAUGUGGAUGUUUGUUGUAGGUACGUAAUUGACUAGCCAUUUCAGAGCUAAAAUGGUACAUUAGGAUGCCAAAUAGGACGUUACCUUGCAGACUCUAAAGGGUUGAUGACUUAAAACUAAACUUUCACCAAUGAUUAGGGCCUAUGCCCCAAUGAAGAGUGAAUUUGUUUUCCGAGGGUGGCACAUAUCACCGAAAUUUGCCCUCCGUGAUCAAGGAAUAUGGCAGGUGAUGGCUGGAACUGUGGGCUCCACUUCUCAUGGCCCUGCCAGGCUCGUGGCAAGGUGAAUAAUGAGGUAGCUUAUAAAGCUCAUAAAGGUGAAUAAUGAGGUAGCUCAUAAAUUAAAGGGAUCUAUACUCAGACCCGAGAGGUAGAUAGUUUACUCGGUCAGCCAUCAUUAUUUAAACCAGCCCCGGUGACGCAGUGUCUGCCCUGCCGUGCAAACUGCCCCUUUGCUUGUGUUGCUGUCCGGGGUUCUUCUGGGCUGGACCCAGUUCAUGCAUCUAGAAGAUGCCACCAGAGGGUGUUCGAACCUCUCUCCCCCUUGUAACUGCUAGCAAAGCAUUUGCCUCAACAGUGCCCGACUGUAUCUAUUAUUUUGGGUUUAACACACACUGAUUCAUACUAAUAAAUAUUUUAAAUUUUGCCAA
Molecule: messenger RNA, 4094 nt
Organism: Choloepus didactylus (southern two-toed sloth)
Lineage: Eukaryota; Metazoa; Chordata; Mammalia; Pilosa; Megalonychidae
Gene: RAB31
Product: RAB31, member RAS oncogene family
Exons: 7
Coding region: 83-670 (195 amino acids)
Molecular function (GO): GTP binding; GTPase activity
Source: RefSeq, a predicted model, not a curated record